UUGAGUUCUGAGAGGAAAGGAAUCAGACAAAGGUCAUUUACAGCUCACCUGCUGAAGGACGAACUCAACAACCGUGUGUUAGUGCUGAUCAACCCAUUCAGUGGGCAAAAACGAGCCGAAAAACUAUGGAUGGAUCAUGGAGCAAAAGUGUUACGAGCUGCCGGAAUUCGGUCUGACAUCAUUCUUACGGAAUAUCCUCGACAUGCCACGAAAAUCAUGCUCGAUUUGGACAUCGAUCAGUAUGACGCUGUUUUAGUAAUGAGCGGAGAUGGACUUAUGACUGAGGUUAUCUGGGGACUUCUCAUGAGAAAAGAUCGUGAUCGAGCACUGAAGUUUCCUCUCUGUCACGUUCCAGGCGGAACCAGCAAUGCUCUAGCAGCUGCGAUUUGCUACGCCUGCAAUGAGCCGUUUUCUCCCCGAAACCUCUUCAUCCUUGAAUGCUGUCUCAUGGUAACUCGUCCUCACUACAUCCCCCUUAGGCUGUAUGUUGUCGAAACCCAACACGAUGGCAUGAGGUCGAUGUUUAUGAGCGCGAACUGGGGCCUCAUCGCUGACAUCGGUAAGUCGCGCUCCGAGUGA
This is a messenger RNA of Cooperia oncophora, 579 nucleotides long. Lineage: Eukaryota; Metazoa; Nematoda; Chromadorea; Rhabditida; Trichostrongylidae. The record is from the annotation of a GenBank genome assembly.